Lactuca saligna is the source of this 309-nucleotide messenger RNA. Lineage: Eukaryota; Viridiplantae; Streptophyta; Magnoliopsida; Asterales; Asteraceae. The record is from the annotation of a GenBank genome assembly.
AUGUCGGCUCCACCACCUCCCUCACCUGACUCGAUAAAUUCUGGAGAGUUUGUUAACCUUAGCGACUUGCAUUCGAUUUUUUGCGACUGUGGAGACAAGAUUGCUGCCAACCAGAUCGAGAUGCAGACGCUCAAAGAUCAAGUGGGUAAAGAUUUCAUUGUGUGCUGUGUUGAUCACAUCAGUCAGCAUGACAAGUUGGAACAUCAUGAGAGGAACUUAAAAGUGAUUGCUCUGGUGAUGGGCGGUGUCAUGGUGGCAAUGCUUGGGAUGAUGAUGGUUGGGGUCAAAGUCCUUAUCAAGCUUGGAUAA